Molecule: messenger RNA, 1751 nt
Organism: Corythoichthys intestinalis (scribbled pipefish)
Lineage: Eukaryota; Metazoa; Chordata; Actinopteri; Syngnathiformes; Syngnathidae
Gene: meox1
Product: mesenchyme homeobox 1
Exons: 4
Coding region: 231-1313 (360 amino acids)
Biological process (GO): somite development; positive regulation of transcription by RNA polymerase II
Cellular component (GO): nucleus
Molecular function (GO): RNA polymerase II cis-regulatory region sequence-specific DNA binding; DNA-binding transcription factor activity, RNA polymerase II-specific
Source: RefSeq, a predicted model, not a curated record
UAGACUGGAUUUGGUCACAUGGCACAUUGAGGAAAAAUUUGGAAACAACAUACAGGAUUUGUUUGGAUAGAAAUGAUUCACUGAAAAAACACCCGUCAAAACUAGUUUACUUCCCUUGUUUUCAGUAUAAAUCUACUAGGAGUACUCAAAACAAAAUGGAGAAAAUUAUUUAAUUAGAUUUAAGAAAAAUAAUCUGAUUAAGAUGUCAUUAAUUUGCAGUGUGACCUCACAUGGAUUAUUUCGUGGAUCAAUUUUGGGGAAAAAAAAUACAUGGGAGCUGCUUGGAGAAACUUCAAUGGACUUCUUGGGAAGCAUUCGACGUAAAAGAGGAGGGCUCACUGUCAAGGAGGCCUCAGCAGACUUGUGAAAAGAGGCGGCCCGAUCACUUCAACCCAGCAGUGGCCCGUCCAGCUCUACCAAGAGAGCGCGAAGAACCCGCAGGAGUGCGAGCGACAACGGGGGUCACCGAGGCGUUCUGUCCUCACGCCAUCAAGAGGAUCCUGGUUGAUUUUUUUUCAAGUGCAGUCAUGGACCAGCCGGCCAGCAGCUGCAUGAGGAGCGCGCACCCUAGCAGCCCUAUCUGGGGAUGCAUGAGGAACCCCCAUUCGGGUGUCCCGGGCUCCAACCUGCAGUCACCCUACCAGCAGGCAUCUUUCUCUCUGCACCAGAAGCCCGAGUUCUUGGCCUACACGGAAUUCUCCGGUUCUUGCCUAGUGCCGCACGCCGCCGCGUACCCCCGCGAUGACAGACUCUAUCCGGACAGCCAGGGGGGCUACCAGAGACCCGACUGGCACGUCAACCCCUGCGAGGCGCGAGGCCGGGUCCCUGAAGCCUGCCCGCCGGUGGUUCCACCCUCUAACACGGGGGAGGGCGCGGGGCCCGAGCUGGACAAUGUCGGGGCCGAGCGGCUGCCGGGGGCCGUGCCCUCGUGCCCCGAGGGGGAAUAUUCGCCCCAGAGCGUGGCGUCGGCAGACUCUGACAAGAAGAGCGGAGGCAAGAGGAAGAGAGAUGCCACAGACACGCCGGAGUCGGUCUGCAAAGCGGACGCCAAUUGCAAGGCCCGAAAGGAGCGUACGGCCUUCACCAAAGAGCAGCUGAGGGAGUUGGAGGCCGAGUUCACCCACCACAACUACUUGACCAGGCUGCGCCGCUAUGAGAUCGCCGUUAACCUGGACCUCACAGAGAGACAGGUGAAAGUUUGGUUCCAAAACCGGCGGAUGAAAUGGAAGCGCGUGAAAGGCGGACAGUCGUCGUCGCCCAAUGACCUGGAGAACGACGACAUGGACUCAGCCGCCUCGCCCAGCUCUGACUGAGAGGCCGGAGGAAGAGUAGUGAGAAGGAAGGUGGGAGGCGAGCAGGAAAAUGGGAUGUAGCCAGAAAGGGAACGCUGGUCAAAUCUUGCCUCUCUGCGAAGGAAUCCAACAAUUCCGAAGACUUUUUUUUUUUUUAAUGUGUGUUCCCAGGAAGAGAUGAGAGCAGUUUGUGUGCUUUUCCAAUGUACAUAGUUGAUUUAUGUCCACUAUGAUCCCUGCUUUGUUUGUGAUCCAUCCAUCUUGAAUAUUGCAAGAGGCCUCCUAGAUAUGGAAGACUGGACGUCCAAACCCUGUCAUCGCUUUUUAUCACGUGACUUCAACCAGCUGCAGAGACUCACUUUCCCCUUUAAAUAUAUAUAUAUAUAUAUGUUUGUGCAUAUUUUUUCUUCUCCAUUUCAUUUUUUUCAUACUGUUGGAAAGUUAACAAUAAAAACAGAU